AUGCGUGGUCCGGAGCACUCGGAGCAAAUGCGCCGCGCUGUUAUUUCCAAGGCCGCCGACGGCAAGACCCAGCGCCAGAUAUCCAAGGAGCUCGAGAUCCCUGCCUCGUCGGUGGGCAACAUCAUUCGCCAUUUCAAGGCCUGGCAUACGCUGGCACCUGCGCCACGCUCUGGGCGGCCUCGCAAAACCAGCCUUCGCACCGACCGCGUGCUUACGCGCAAUGUCCUUAACCGCCAAGAGAGCGCUCUCGAGUUGCGCCGUGAGCUCGAGGAAACUACCGGAAUUCGCUUGUCCGCUAGCACGAUCUGUCGUCGCAUGCACGCCGUCGGCCUCCAUUACGGCAAGAAACCCACCCGACUAAACUCGGGCAAGUCGAAGAAGAUUUGA
Saprolegnia parasitica CBS 223.65 is the source of this 387-nucleotide messenger RNA. RefSeq lists its product as hypothetical. Bases 1 to 387 code for a protein of 128 amino acids. The transcript has a single exon. NCBI's taxonomy places the organism in Eukaryota, Oomycota, Saprolegniomycetes, Saprolegniales, Saprolegniaceae. The record is from RefSeq and is a predicted model, not a curated record.